AUUAAUUUGCCAAAUUGCCAUUAAUCUGCGAUUAAUUUGUUCUUUCUCCAUCAGCAAAAAUGGCAACGAAAGAGCUCACAUUGUUCAAGAAAGACUGGUCUUUUCUCUCUAAAGAGCUACUACUCAUUAUCUCAACUCUUCUGAAGAACUGUUUCGAUGUUGUUCAUGCUCGUUCUGUCUGCAGCUCAUGGCGAUCUACAUUUCCCUUUCCUUCUUCGUUGGUACGCCCAAGUUACUCUCUUCCCACACUCAUGGAGUUCACUCUCGAAAGCAAAGACUCGUGUACACUCGAAAAGGUCCCUUUGUUCCUCUUUAGAGUCAAAACUACUGUUGCUGAUGAGUAUUUUUUAGGAGCAAUAGGUCGAGAUGAUCGUAUAGAGCUUUCAAAUUCAUCUCCUUUUCAGUGUUCUGUGAAAGUGAAGGUCCCUAGAUCUGAUCCAACUUUGAUGAACAUGCUAGACUGCGAGGUUAUUUCACUAGGCCAUCAGUACAGAAUGAUUGGUUGGGAUCCUGAAGAAUCGUCAACAAAUUACAGAGGUGUGGCUUUUAUUAUGUUAAACAAGAAUGGAGGGAGAGGAGAGUUUGUUGUGGUCCUUAACUACUCUAGAGUUUUGUUGGUGUUAAGAAGUUCUGAAAUGAGGUGGAUGUGGCUUAAGGACGUCUCAGAUGCUACCUGUAAGGAUUUAGUUACUUUUAGAGGCAAGUUUUAUGCAUCUUUUCUUAACGGAGAUAUUGUCGUAAUCGAUCCUUAUUCGCUGGAAGUGUUUCUUCCCCUGAUGCCCUCGCAGCCUUUGAAUUCAAGCAAUUAUCUUGUUCCAGCCGGCGAUGAUGAGCUUUUCUUGGUUGAGAAAAUCAUCACAAGAUACGGUGAACUAAAUUUUAGUCAGUUUGCAUGUAGAGUGAGUAGGCUAGAUGAGGAGGCUGGUAAAUGGGUCGUGGUCAGCGAAUUGGGAGGUCGUGUUUUCUUUAUUGGACACUUUGGAAAUGUGUGCUGCUCAGCUAAGGAGCUUCCUAAUGGUUGUGGUGUGAGUGGGAACUCUAUCUUCUUCACCAAUGAGGGAGGAAGUGUAACUUACUCCUACAAAUAUGGAGUACAUACAGGAAGGGCAGAAGACAGCCUCGGUUUUUGGAGUUUGUCAAGUGAGAAUCGUGUGAUGAUCUUCAAUAGAUCUCCCGUUGUGGCUCUCUGGAUUGGGUGCUAAUCCAAAAAUCUCGCUAAUGUAUACGUUGUGCUGGUUUUUUUCUUCAUUAGAUUGUACUUCAAAUUACAGAGAUGUGACUUUUCUUCUGCUAAACAUGGAUCGAGGAAGAGAUUUCGAUGUGCUGGUCAUCUACCGAAAUGAUGUAAAAGACCCCAAGAGAUCCUCAAGCGCAAAAAUCAUGAUCCCAACAACACAUCUCUGGGUGGAUUCCGAAAUUAUAAGUCAAAACAAACUUGCCAUAUGAUCUUUGGUAUAUAUGUCUAGUACCUCUAUCUCUGUCAUUUUGUGACUAUUUCUUGUAUUCCAAGUUCCCCCAAGACAUUGUAACACCACUAGCCAUGUUACAUCA
Messenger RNA from Capsella rubella, 1551 nucleotides. Its product is annotated as F-box/kelch-repeat protein At1g64840. Bases 60 to 1202 code for a protein of 380 amino acids. NCBI's taxonomy places the organism in Eukaryota, Viridiplantae, Streptophyta, Magnoliopsida, Brassicales, Brassicaceae. The record is from RefSeq and is a predicted model, not a curated record. The transcript has a single exon.